Quercus lobata is the source of this 672-nucleotide messenger RNA. RefSeq lists its product as uncharacterized. The transcript has 2 exons. The record is from RefSeq and is a predicted model, not a curated record. Bases 1 to 672 code for a protein of 223 amino acids. Lineage: Eukaryota; Viridiplantae; Streptophyta; Magnoliopsida; Fagales; Fagaceae.
AUGAGUGAGGAAAAAUUUCAUCUCCAUCAAGAAAAAAUAGAUAAGUAUACAAAAGAUGAAUACAAUUGUCACUCUUAUCUUUUGAAUUGUCUUGUCGAUCAUUUCUAUGAUUAUUAUGAUACAACUUAUAAUUAUGCCAAGAAAAUAUGGAAAGCUUUACAAAGCAAGUAUGAUACCGACGAGGCUGAUGCAAAGAAGUAUGCUACUAGAAUAUUUUUCUGUUACAAAAUGGUGGAUGGAAAAUCAAUGGUGGAUCAAGCACAAGACUGCCAAAUGAUCAUGGUAGAAUUGAGAUCCGAAGGCAUAAAGAUUGGAGAUAAUCUGGUGGUAGCUAGCAUAGUUGAUAAGCUACCACAAUCUUGGAGGGAGUUCCAAAAGACUUUGAGGCACAAACAAAAGGAGACAUCCUUGGAAAAUUUGAUCACACGCAUCCGUGUGAAUGAGGAGACUAGAGGACAAGAUGCACUCAUGACACAAGAGAGGUGGUGGGCAAACUCUGGUGCUAAUAGGCAUGCCUGCUAUGACAAAGAUUGGUUCAAGUUAUACACUCCCUUUGAAGAAGAAAAAACAAUUAUGCUUGGUGAUUCUAGCAAAACCAAGGUUCUUGAGAGUGGUGAGGUCGAUUUGAAAUUCACUUCUGGAAGUGUGCUAACAUUGAAAGCUGUGCUUUAA